Molecule: messenger RNA, 1441 nt
Organism: Maniola jurtina (meadow brown)
Lineage: Eukaryota; Metazoa; Arthropoda; Insecta; Lepidoptera; Nymphalidae
Product: delta-aminolevulinic acid dehydratase
Exons: 9
Coding region: 223-1227 (334 amino acids)
Biological process (GO): heme biosynthetic process
Cellular component (GO): cytosol
Molecular function (GO): zinc ion binding; porphobilinogen synthase activity
Source: RefSeq, a predicted model, not a curated record
GCUUCAAUCAUAUCAUUCAUAGGCUUCAAUCAAUUUGCAAUCAAUUUCCAGAAUCCGGUGUUUCUCUUGGUGUUUCCAAACUACAUUUUUAAAUAGAAAAGUUUCAAGUUUGUUCCGAAAUCACCACUACCACUAGUUCCUCAUAAUCACUUCAGAUAAUAUAUUAUUCUGUUCGAUCAAAGCUCUCAAAACUUUUUACAAAGUGUUAAACAAGUUUGUGCAAUGAAUUCCUUAUUCUUAAGCCCGGAACAUGUCUUACAAGGAGGCUACUUCAAUUCCACCCUAAGGAAGCUCCAAGAACCCAAUACAAGUAUCGAGCCCCACAAUAUUAUGUAUCCAGUUUUCUUGCUAGAAAAUGAAGAUGCCAUGCAAACAGUGUCGAGCAUGCCUAAUGUGUUCAGAUAUGGAAUCAACAAAUUAAUACCAGCUCUCACCGAACUGGUGGAAAAAGGACUUAAAUCCAUACUCAUUUUUGGAAUAGUUGAGACCUUGCCUAAGGAUGCCUCAGGUUCAAGUGCUGACUCUCCCAACAACCCAGUAGUCAAAGCCCUGCCUACACUAAAAGCCUUGUUUCCUGAGCUGACGAUAGCUUGUGACGUGUGCUUAUGUCCAUACACCUCGCACGGCCACUGUGGCGUGUUGGGUGACACAGGUUCUAUCGACCAUGCUCCAUCCGUGAAGAGAAUUGCUGAAGUGGCAUUGGCUUAUGCUAAAGCAGGCGCAGAUAUAGUGGCUCCUUCGGACAUGAUGGAUAACAGAAUAAAGGCCAUCAAAAACGCCCUAGUGGAAAAUAAACUUCAAAAUCGGGUUUCAGUGCUAUCGUAUUCAUGCAAGUUUGCAUCAUCCAUGUACGGGCCAUUCCGAGACACGAUGAAGAGUUCUCCGAUGGCUGGCGACAGGAAAUGUUACCAACUGCCACCGGGCAGCGCUGGAUUAGCCGCUAGGGCUGCGGCACGGGACGUAGCGGAAGGCGCAGAUUUUCUGAUGGUGAAGCCGGGCUUGCCUUAUCUAGACAUCGUGAGGCAGACCAAGGAUUGCUAUCCUAACCAUCCGCUAUUUAUUUAUCAAGUAUCUGGCGAGUACGCGAUGAUUUCCCGGUCUGGAGACGCGAGCGAAGUUCAAACAAUUCUUAUGGAGACACUCACUUGUAUGCGGAGAGCUGGUGCUGAUUGCAUCAUCACGUACUUUGCGCCACUUAUUUUAAGCUUAAUAGCCAAUAAGCAAUAAAAAAUAAUAAAUUAGUUAAUUAGAUGUAUGCUAGUUAGAGAAUAUUAUUAUAUUAGUAAAAAUUAUCUAGAAAAUUUUUGUAAGUAUGUUAAUUGGGUGACUGAAUUUAGGUAAUAUGUAAUUUUAUAAAACAUGUGAUGGGUGUCAAUAAGUACAGAUGAUCCUGUUGUAUUGUUUAAAUGUUGAUUUUCAAUAAAGUUAUUAUUAUUUACUU